AUGCCACGUAAUUACAGAAGAAAAACGGAUAGGGGCUCCACACCCCUAUAGGAGUUAAUGAUUGCGGUCGCUGAAGUCAAGGGAGGAAAAUCCAUCAGAAAAGUGUCAAAAGAAAGAAAGAUUGAUAGGUCAACCCUUGAUAGGCUGGCCCUUGGCAUAGGCACUGGAUACAAAGGAACCUCUGAGGCGAAGAAGAUAUUUAGGGAAGACAUAGAGAAGAAGCUUGCCGACCACAUGAAAAAACUUCAUUGCCUCACUACAAAGAAAUGCCGUGAACUGGCAUUUGCUGGAAAAAGGAACAUCAUUCCAGUCGCCAGCAACUGGACAGAGAAUGGUUUGGCAGGUCAAGAUUGGUUUGCGAGCUUUAAGAAAUGCCACCAUCUUGCCUGCCAUAUGACUGAAGCAACAGUGGGCUCUGAGUAA
This is a messenger RNA of Megalops cyprinoides (Indo-Pacific tarpon), 423 nucleotides long. RefSeq lists its product as uncharacterized. Lineage: Eukaryota; Metazoa; Chordata; Actinopteri; Elopiformes; Megalopidae. The record is from RefSeq and is a predicted model, not a curated record.